Cucumis sativus (cucumber) is the source of this 1799-nucleotide messenger RNA. RefSeq lists its product as uncharacterized. The record is from RefSeq and is a predicted model, not a curated record. The transcript is spliced from 5 exons. The coding region runs from base 1007 to 1414 and encodes 135 amino acids. Lineage: Eukaryota; Viridiplantae; Streptophyta; Magnoliopsida; Cucurbitales; Cucurbitaceae.
UUUAAGUGAGUUUUCUUUGAGUUCUUGAAUGUCCAUUAAGUUUAAGCCUUGAAAUUGAAUUACCAUCCUUGAGUUGAAUGUUAAGGGUUGAAAAUGGAUUUGACCUUAAUGUUGGAGUUCGCUUGGGUGUUAUUUGAAACAUUAAAUGGUUUUAGGUAUUAGAUUCGAAUUUAGAAAGACAUUAAUGUAUUGUCAAGGCGAUUUCGACAAGGUAUCGGUAAGGUUUUAGAUAAAUUUAGUGAGUUCUCUCAUAGUUCUUAAAAAACCUAUUUAGUUUUAACAUAAACUUGAUAUUACCUACAUUGUUUUGUAUGGAAGAUUGAAGAUUUGGAGAACUUGGAAGCAUUGAUUAACAUGUUUAAGGUCGUUUUAGACAAGUUUGGGAAGUUCCUAAGUAUUUGACUUGUUAUAUUGGUAUUGAGAUUGUUAAUGGAUCUAAACCUCUAAGGUAUGGAUAUUAGGAUAUAAGAGCUUAUGGAUAUGAAAUACGACUUAAGUUCGGGUGCUUAUGGCAUUAAGAGUUGAAGUUGAAGUUAAAGUUUAAGGGACCAAAAGUGAAAUUUUAACAUAAAUGAAAGCAUUUGGGGGAAUAAUUCAAUCUAAAUCUUAGGAAGUGUUUAAUGUUGUUGGUCUCUUGUUGAUACAAUGGAUAUAAAUAAAUAAAAAAUGAUAAUGGAGAUAAAAGUGUCUCCAUGUGAAAGACCCAUUGUGCUUGAACUAAGUUGGAUGCUCAUUGGUUUAAGUAUCUAGAUUUCAAAUCUAAGGGUUUGUAGGUGAAAAGUCUAUUCUAAUCUAAGGCGAAUUGAGAAUUCAAGACUUUAGAAACAUAAAAUAGUUUGAGUUGGCCUUAUGAAGUGAUUUGGAGAUUGUUGUGUCAUCUUGCUUUGUGAAGAUAAAUGAUGGAACUUAAUCUUUGCUUCAGGCCAAAUUGAAGUGGGGAAAGUGUAUAAUCCCGGGGGAUUGAGUCAUUGAAAUUUUUUCUGGAGUAAUAUUGCGGCAGAUUUCUAUGGAAGAGGCGAAUGAAAUUUUGAAGAAUAACAGAAUUGAAGAUAUCAGUUGGCUUUGUUCACUAUCUGAAUCAGAACUUGACCUGCUGAUUAGCAUUAAAAUGCUAGUUCUCCAACGUGCAAAAGCAAUUGGUCAUGAAAAUUUAGCUGAGAAAUUUGAUUUGAGAACGCUACGUGCUAUUGGGUUUGUUUUGAUGGAACAUCUUAAAGGAAAACUUAGAACAUCAGAUGUUUCAGAUCUAUCUCAAUCUACCUUUAAUGCGUGCAACUUGUUAGAUAGCAAUCUUGAGAAAAUUUUGUCAAUUGAUGAGAUAAUGGCAAGUAUUUGCUCAGACAGAAGGAAGAAACCAGGAAAAAGGUCGCGGGAAAAGGUUGAUUUGAGUUACAAGAAGAACGGCAAGUCGUGAAUACUAGAAGCUCAUCUGAUUCAUGGAAGUUGUCUUUGCCAACCUGUCGGCAUCAUGCACAGCUUCCCACAUUGCAAAACUUGGCAGGAAUCAUUCUAACAGCCAUGGUGGUCGCCAACAUUUUUGUUAGUUAUAAAUAUAAUAGUGCAGGAAGCGAAAGGAAUAUGUAUUAUUAAUGGUUUGAGCUAUAUCUUAUUGAGCCAUAUCAGAUGACAGGGAAAAUUUUGUAGUUCCACUCCAUUCAUUUAUUGUCACAAAACGAAGCAUUUGAGAACAAAUUCUCAAGUUUAGUCUUUAUUCUUCUAUUUGGUAAAAUAUAGUCUAAUCUUUGUCAUGAUUAAUUUUGUAUCAUACCUCUCUUUAUAAUAUAAAUUAAUUUAAAUUA